GCACUAUUUCUUUUGUUUUUUACCACAGGCACGCAUAUCGCUUUUUGCGCAUGCACAGAUAACGUAUCCGAUCGAUAUCAUAUCACAACAAUAGUCAGAGAAAGAAACAAUGGCCACUUUACGGGAAGGGGAUAACAAAGUUGGUUUUCGUCAUCUUUCCGACGCAGAAAAUAACGAUAUGUCAGAAGAUUUGAGUGAUGGAAAUCGGAAGAUCCUUCCGUGGGAUGGAUUUUCAGAAUGGUUUAAUUGUUUUUGUGUUGUGACGUUUGAUCUAGAACUCGGACAAGCUCUGGAGUUCAUCUAUCCAUCACACAUCAAGCUUACAGAAAAAGAGAAAAUGAAUAUAUGCUACCUGUCUUUUCCGGAUUCAAAUUCAGGAUGUAUGGGAGAUACCCAGUUUAGCUUCAGGAUAAGACGUUGCCCAGACAAAAGAAAUUUCAUACACAGUAAAAGAAGUACAGAUUACAACAAGCAUUGCCUUCCUACAUUACAGAUUGAUGCUGCUCAUUUAUACGGGUAUGUCUACUUUCGGCAAGUUAAGGACAAAACUUCAAGGAGAGGCUACUUUCAAAAGUCAUUAGUUCUCUUGAGUCGAUUACCCUUCACAUCGUUAUUCACCCAGUUAGCUAGCCUGGUAGCUCCAGAGUAUUUUGACAAUGGGGAACCAUCAAUAGAAGCAGCUUGCCAUGAUAUUGACCAAUGGCCAUCACCUUGCCCAGGAAAGACCCUUCACUUACCCAUUAUGGGCUGUGUCCUUCAAGUUCGUAUCCCAUCAAGGCAAGACAAACCCAGUGCUGCAGCAGUUGCCAAGGGACAGGUAGAGCUGAUGGGAUCGCCUCUUACAGUUGUGCCUUCCAUCAGUGAGCCUGAGAUGUUCAGAUGCCUUCAUCCAGUUAUACCUCACAUACAGCUUCUAUGGGAGCUUGUCUUGACUGGAGAGACAUUAGUUGUGAUGGCACCAGGUCCUGGUAUGUGUGCUGAUACAGUCCAUGCAAUGGUCAGUAUGAUAUCACCUCUAAGGUUUAUGUGUGAUUUCAGACCGUACUUCACCAUCCAUGACAGUGAAUUCAAGGAGUAUACAACAAGAACACAAGCACCGCCUUCAGUAAUUCUUGGAGUGACGAAUCCAUUCUUCGCCAAGACAUUACAACAUUGGCCACACAUAGUACGGAUAGGAGAACCAACUUAUGGUGAUAAGAAUUCCAAAGCUCUGAAACCAAAGAAGCCAGGGAGUAUCAAGACAUUAGAGUCAAAGCCAGGUGUCUACACACAGUAUAAACCAUUCCUGAACAAAGACAAGAGUAUUAUUAAGAGAUUAGCAAAGGGCAUGCAGACAAGGAGACCUACAGAAGUCCAGGAUGCCAUGCUCCGGAGACAUCUCCUUGAGCUUACACAGAGUUUCAUGAUUCCACUUGAAAGAUAUGUAGCUAGUCUCAUGCCUCUUCAAAGGAAUAUCUCUCCCUGGAAGCAUCCCCCAAGGUUAAAGCCAUUUGAUGCUGAAGAGUUUCUGAAGACAUUAGAACAUUCUGGACCCCAACUCACAUCAGGACUCAAAGGAGAUUGGGUGGGACUCUACAAGAAAUUCUUUAGAUCAAAGAAUUUUGAGGGUUGGUUUCAGCAGCGUCAGGAGGAAGUGAACUGUAAGCUGUCAGCUCUCCACUUAGAGACUCUUUGUGAGGCAGACAUCGCUGACUGGGCGAAAGACAAGCAAGAGGUGGAGGUUGUUGAUCUACUCUUGAAGCUUCGAGAGAAGAUGGCUAGUGUCCGGGACAACAGUAUCUUGGUGAAGCCAGAGUUGAUCAAACAGCUAGGAGCACACAUGGAUGCUAUCAUCUUGAACUUACCUGAAGACUUACAGAUUGUCCUACAGAGUCACUGAUAGUGAAUCCAAACACUCACUGAUGCAUGUGAAGACUUCAUAAAGGAUUGCUAUGUGUCUUGAUAUAGCCAAAUUUGGUCAAGCAGCUUUAAAAGGUCACAAGGAGUUGAAAACAUUGGCAUUUCAGGGAAAGGAAGGCAUCUUUUGAAUGUUGGAAAGUGAGAAGACGUGUAUGAAGCUGGAUACUUUUUUUUUAUGAAGUAAACUCAUUGUUGAUUGAGCAGCAAUGAAUGCAUUUGGAUGUUACCAUUAUGAACUUUGGAUUAUCUGAAGGACCUGUAGUUCAUCUUAAUGUACUCAACAGGAAUCCAUCUGUAAUGAGGUUAGCCAACAGAACCAAGUCUUUUAUAUACUAAGUUUUUCAACCAUGUGAAAGUUUGAAUGAAAGUGAGAUCCCUGAACUAUCUUAAGGUGAAUACAGUGUGCUAUAAAAUCAAGUCAAUGAUUGAUCAGACUAGGAAGACAUGAAUUUACAAAUUAAUGACUUGAAGGAAAGAAUUCAUUUCUUGUUCAUGCUACAGGUGGUUCCUAUCGAUGACAUUAGAAACCAACCAGACCAACUUCAACUAUUACUAUGUGGAAAAUGUGACUUGUGACAGGAUUGUAUUCUCAAGUUUGAACAUGUCGUUUGGUCAUAAAGGUGAAGGAAAAAAUGUUUUUGCACAUUUUGUAUAUUUUGUACUGAGAGCCUGAAGGUUUCAUCAUAAUAAUAAUCCCUUCUAGUUCUAUGCACAGUCUGUUCAUUUAUUGGUACACAUGUGCUCAAAAUAUUUGCCCUUGCCAUUUUAGAGUAUUUUUAUCUGGAACUGAUAUGAAGUUUUUAUACUAAACGUAGUUACACCUAAACUUUAAAAAUAUAGUAGGGAAAAUUCAGAUUUACUUGAAUGAUUAUUAUUAUUAUUUUUGAUAUUUGUUACUCCAAUCUGCUAUUCCUGUCCAUCAGUGCAUUUAGGAUUUAAUAGAAACUUCUUCCUGAACAUUCAAGCUGUACAACCAAAAUUUCUACAGGACUGAAUUUUAGAAUAUGUAUGUAUAUUGAAUUUCCAGUAGAGACUUUUCUCCUGUGCCUUUUGAUCACUGACCAUAUUCUUUUUAUUUUAUUGAUUAUUCUUAGAAUAAUAGUGAAUACUUCAUUUUGUGCUUGAAUUAGAAAGAAAAAAAAAAUUGUAAUGAAAAUUACCUGAUGUGUCUGUUUGACUAUCUAAGCUCUUUUGAUAUAUUUUUGCUGAAAUUGUUAAUUCUCCCAUUUUACACACAACUAUAAAAUUUCAAGGGUGUAUAUAUCUGAUGUGCACUAUUAUUAUUCUUCUUCACAUCACCACUCUACAUGGAUAAAGAAAUCAUUGUAUUUGCUUAGCAAUGUGAACAGCUCAUACAGCAACUGACUGGAAUAUCCCCCUGGGAGUGGAGAAUGAUCUUGCAGCUUACUCAAUUUAUAGGAACUUAUCAUUGAAACCAUUCAAUACGGGCAUUCAAUAUUCUGCUGGAUUGGUAUAUUCUGAAAUUUUAUGCAUGUUAAAGUUGGUUGAUGCAUUUAAUGAUGAUGAAAAAUAUAUUAAAUAUUAUUCCCAGAUACUUGAACUGAACCGAAUGAACUAAGCGUCAUGUUUCCGCAAACUGAACGUUAAUGGUCUUAGAUGUGUCACAAUUGGCUACCUUUAAUUAACUUUUGACCAGAAUUUAGAUAAAACCCGAGUUCAGAAUUGGGGCCUACGUCGUUGGCAUCUUACAGAGAGCAUGAUUAUAAUGUUAUUCACUUCUGAUACUGCCUACCACAAAAGUAAUUACAAAUGUAAAAUGAUUUGUAUAUCUAUAUGAUAUUUCAUGGUUAUGGUGUGCAUGUUUUGACAUUGUACUAUCUAAAGAUGUUUGAAGCAAAAACUUAUGCAGACACAAUGUAAUAUCCAGAUGGUAUCAAGUGCUGUGUUAUUGUUAUUAUUAAACUCUUAUCAGAUAUUUGAUUUAUUUAUUUACCAACAAUAUUCACACGUUUACAGGUUAUGAAACAAAUUGCAUAACAGUUGCACAUGUAUAAGAAUACCAUGGUAAUUGGGACCAGAAAGUAGCACAAGUGCUUAUUGAGCCUGGCCCCACAAAUAUUACAAAAUGCACAUUUAAGAAGGAAAACAAAACAAAACAAACAUUAAAAUUGCAAUACAUUCCUUGUAAAGGGUGAUCAUCAACAUUUUUUUUUUAAGUAUCAUAAUUGUAUUGAUUAUCUAGUGUAGAUUUACAUGUUGAUGGUGUGAAUUUAUAAAAACAAAUAACUUUUUAGAGAAUUCCUAAAACUUUUUCUUGAUUUCUUCAAUUGUAUAUUAACUGGUACUUUAUUCCAGAAUUUGCUAUCUAGAAAAGAAAAUGAAAAUUGGCCUGAGUUGUUUUUAGUCUUGUGGAAGAUUAUUAUUAUUUGUUUGGUGUCACCUCUGCCUUGGGGGCGAAAAGCAAACUGAAUCACUGUGAUCAGCGGGUCUCUCCUCCCAAUAUAACUGAUUGAGGGAGUGCAGGUGGACCACUACACAGGGGACUCCCCUACUCUUAUAUGGAUAGUGCAGUGGGUUCUUAAUGUGCAAAGGUGGUGACUCUCCUCUGCAAGGGGCCUCCAUUUAACCUCCUGUCCGAAGGAUGGACUUUUCCAUUGUAACAUAGCCCACAUCUAUGGAACAAGGUAGAGUUGUUUACACACAACGCAGGCUUCAGUCAUCUAACCGGGGUGAACUCGAACCCACGACCUUUGGUUCAACAGACAGACGAUUUAGCCACUGUACUGUGUACAUAAAGUAAGUGAAGAGUAAAGCUAGAAUGAUGUCCUUUAAUAUGUACACAUUAUGCUGCUGUGAGUUAUCUUUCCAUAUUGCUGUUAUUUGAGGUCUAUAUGGAGAAAAAUGCUGGUAGUAGUGUACAACCCUGCCCUAAUUUUAAUAUACAUACAUGUACUAGUAUACACAAAUUCAUGCAGAAUCAACAGGAAUUAACCAGCAUCACAAACAUUACUUUAUCUAUAGAUUAACAUCAAAUACAUGUAUUUGAUGGACCAAUAUUUACGGGUCAUAAUGUUACAUGUUUAAAAGUCAUACAAUAGUGAGAGUGAUACUAGUAUUUCAUCGUAUUAUUAAGCUUUAUAUUAUAGUCAUUCCUAGUAUCCAGGGUUCUCUUGGGUUUACAGUGAAAGGUUAUACAAUGUUUUACAAAAAUGUAUAUUUUUAAACAUUAAUGAUGGUUAGACGAUUGUCAUCAGAAUUAUGCACACUUUGAAUAUCAGAAUUCAGAGUUAGAAAUGUUGAUCAUUUUAGACUGUUCAACAAUUCUUGUGCCUACACAGUAGCAAGAAUCAAGUAUAGUAGAUUUGAAUGUAAUUUUAAUGACAUUAAGUGUGUUGCUCAUACUGUAGAUGUAUGUUACGUGUAUAAUUAUAUCUUUGUGAGUUGCAAAUAACCACCAGUUGGCUACCAUUUGUGAUGGAAUUAGUCCCACCACCAAACAUGUUCUUGCCAAAUCCUAUCAUUAACAGUGUCAUUGAAUUCAUGAAGUGUCUUUUAGCAAGUGACUUUCAUUCAAAAAUUAAUUCUUGGCUAAUCAGAUUCAAGGAUGUCAGUUGUGUUUGCGUAUCAUGAAUUGUAAGUAUUUUUAAUUUGCUUCAUGAAAUGUACAAGGCGCAAUUUAUCAAAGUCACAUAGAAUAUCAUUGACCUUUGACUUUGCAUGAGAUAGCAGAACUAGCAUAAAACCGGGAUUACAUAUAUUUUCUGGCUCAUUGUACACAGCAUGUUUGAUGUGCUGUAUUAUUUUGUCAUGUCAGUAUUCUUGGUCUCUUUUGAAACAAGUGCUUUAAAUAAUGUCAUCCCCAUUUUCACACACUAAUCUGGGAGUGUUUCAGUGGAUUUUUUUAAAUCAACAAUUUGAGUUUAGCUUUUGUAUUGUGGCUUUAAAAAGUUUGUGAUUGAAUUUCAAUUUUUGAUACCAUGAUAGAACAAUAUCUGAGGAAUCAUCCAUGAGACUGCUUAAGACUUAUAUUUUGUGAGAAUAUAGACAUAUAAUGAUCUUGUUAAAACAGUGACAAUGUUUUCCAUGUAAGAACUUGGUGUAAACAAAUGGACAUGAAAGCCUCUUUGAUAUCAUAUGACUUUAUUGCAGGACAAUUUAUUUUAUUAUUUUUUUUUUAAUAACAAACUAUAAUUUCAAUUUCAAUUGAUCAUACACACCAAAUUUCAUGUUCAAAACUUGCCUUAGCAAAAUUUGAUUUAUCUUUGUGAUUGGGAGGAUAUAUUGGCUUAGUUUUGGUGAUAGUAAUACGUAACAUUUUAAUCAAGAAUUGUGGAUUUAAAUGUAAGGAGGCUAUUGCUAAAUUGUGAUAAAUUUUAAUCCAUUUUAUGUGCUAUUAUUUUUACAUGUUUUGCAGAGUACAUGUAUCACCACUUUAUAUUUGGUGUAUUAGAUGUUUCUUUCUGAUCUUGAACAGGAAAUGCAGGCAUUUUCUCAAUUUCUGAAUGGCUGUGUUUAUGUUGUUAUAGUUUUAAAAAAGAUAUAUAUUUUCUCUGUAAUCAGAAAUAUUUAUCUUGUAUAUUAAGAUGAACUGUUUUCCUUGUACAUGUUGAAUGAUAAUGUAUUGUAUGUGUCUUUGAAGGCACAUUUGCUGAAAACGCAAAAAAAUGAACUUUUCAGUGCAGAAUCACAGUUUUUAAAUUCAUUUGUAGUCUAAACAGGGUAGGAUCAUAUUUUAAAAGGCUUUUGUAUCAUUUACACUGAAAAAAAUGAAGUGCUAAUUUAGCACUUACAGUGCUUGUAUAGUGACUGCACUAAGAGUGCUGAUUUUUUAGUUUAAAUUUGAAAUAGAAAAUCAGCACUCGUAGUGCAGUCACUAUACGAGCACUGUAAGUGCUUAAUUAGCACUUCAAUUUUUGCAGUGUACAUGACUAUGCCCCUGAAAUAUUUAAUGGGUAUAUGUUUAUUGGAUUUUCUUCAGCGCAUCUUGUAAUCAAAACCUUACAUAAAGUUUUAAUGUGUUGGGUAUGAAGUUUCCUUGCUUUAAUUGUAUUCUGCAACUGACAUAAAGCCAUUUUAUUUGAAUCGUAUUCCUGGUUAAUGGUUUAAUGGUUGGUGCAUGAACAUUUUGACACAAGUUUUCUACCAUUUUUUAUUCCGUUGACCAUCAGGAUACUAGUAUACAGGUGAGUCUACCCCAAGUCAAAUAUUUAGGGACCACAACAAUAUUUGGGAUUUGUAUGAAAUUAGACAGAAAAGGUAAAUAACACUUUACAAUUAUCUGCUCUGAAUAGUGCUACAACUUAGAUGAUUAUUCAAAUAUAUGCAGAUUCUACUGUGAAAAAAUGUGUUCUUCGUCGGUGAAUUACAUCUUUAUAUUCAUUAUGAUACCAUCCUUAGCAAAGUGGAAUUACAUCAACUUUGUGUCAGAGCAGCAUCCCAGAAUAUUGAAAAUAUGUUAUUAUUGGUCAUCAUUCUACUCCCUUCAUUGGUGCAUUGAUACCUCAUUGCUAUUUCACUUGAAUUCUAGGUUUUAAAACAAGGGCAAUCUAUGAUUUAUCUGUAUGCUUUGAUUGCCAAUUACAAAACCUAUGUGAUUGCCAUUCAAUGUUUUUUACAACAUAAAUUUGACCCAAGUUUUAUUAAUUUGCUCUGAUUUUUAAUUAUGAAUUUGACACUGGUAAGUGUUAAUGACACAGUUAAUGAUGUACUUAUUAUAUAUAAAUGUAGGAUAUUGCAAAAUGUGUGAAUUCAUUUGUGACAAGAAGUUUUAUGUGUAUUAUCAUGAUAAUUGCAAUUAAAAUGAUUGUUUGACUUGUA
Messenger RNA from Lytechinus pictus (painted urchin), 7677 nucleotides. RefSeq names its product protein DENND6A-like. The transcript is spliced from 16 exons. NCBI's taxonomy places the organism in Eukaryota, Metazoa, Echinodermata, Echinoidea, Temnopleuroida, Toxopneustidae. Bases 110 to 1879 code for a protein of 589 amino acids. Gene Ontology annotation, cellular component: recycling endosome. Gene Ontology annotation, molecular function: guanyl-nucleotide exchange factor activity. The record is from RefSeq and is a predicted model, not a curated record.